Molecule: messenger RNA, 1793 nt
Organism: Brassica rapa (field mustard)
Lineage: Eukaryota; Viridiplantae; Streptophyta; Magnoliopsida; Brassicales; Brassicaceae
Source: RefSeq, a predicted model, not a curated record
UUUAUACGGUGGGUUUUGAAUUUCUGUUGAACAAUAAAGAAAGCUGACAAAGAGGAGCAAGCAAGAUCAAGACAAAGAUCUUCUUUUGCAUCAAGACAACACUAGAGUUUAUCUUAAACUAUAUUUGAUUCAGACAAUCUCUCUUUCAAGACCGUAUCUUUCCGGCAAAGCUUAAACCCUCACCACAGCCAAGUGUUUGCCUUUUUUGCUCUUCUCUAUUAAAAGAUUCAGACUUUCAGUUUCAUCUCUGUCUUUGACUUUUUGUUUUCUCUCAGGCGAUCUAAAAAAAAUCCGAUGAAUUCACAUCUCUUCCGAGUAAUCUGUAUACUCCACUCCGUUAUCGCACUCACGAGCGGGACCCUGAUGAUGUUCUACACAGAGAAAGCCUCCAUCUUCGGCCACGGCAGCGACAUAGCUAACAAGCUCAAAGGCUCAACGCCUCACGACGAGCUGCUCAUCCGGAUCUCUCAGUCUUUCUCCGGUUUGCUCCUCUUUGCGAUAGGUUUGGUGCUGUUCAUGGUGUCCUUUGUUAAGGAUACAGAGUUUCAUGGCUUCUUCGCUGGAGGGUCGGUGAUUCUCUAUGUGCUUAUGGCGUUGUGGAGAGUUGUGUUUGAGUGGAAGGUUGAAGAUCUUGCGUUUGAGUGUCCUAAGCAAGCACUUGGAGAUAUUGCUUUGGCUGUUUCGUGGGUGUUCUUUCUAGUUUAUACUUGGAGGGAGAAGUAUGAUUGAUUGGUUGAUGAUGCAAGAGAACCAUUAGCUUUGGGGGGAAGUGAAGUGUCUUUAGAUCAAAACCAUUGUCGGUUCUCAUAGUUGUCAGAAGAUCAAGUGUGAAUUAAUUGGAUUUUGUUGUUGAUAUAGAGGAAUUGUCAAUGAAAAUAAAGUGUUGGUGACUAUCAGUGUUGUAAAUAAUUUGUUGGUGACUAUCCCUUUUCUUCUUUAAGUGUGUAUCAACAUCUCGUCAAGGUAAGUGUGAUGGUUCUGUGGACAAUAAUCACAUUCAUAGGAGCUCCAUUCUUUCAGAGUCCAUAGACCAUAGAUAGCUUAAUAAACUCCAUUCGCUCAGCCUCACUGUCUGCUACACUAACAAAAAGUUUAACUUCAUCACUUCUCUGUCUUUGUAGUCAACAACAUCAAGAGACAUUUCUUUCAAAACAUGGGCCUGGACCAUUUCAAGCCCAAGCCCAGAAGACGGGUCCAUAAUUCAAUUUCGAUGCCUUGGUGAACUUGUGGUGUGGAUACUUACACAUUCAAAAAUCAAAAAUUCUAAACAGGUGGCUCUACUUUUCAAUAUUCGUUUCAUUUAUUUAAGUCGCCGCCUUCUUCUCCAAGCCUAAAGGUCUCUUCUUUUCACCUGUUCUCAUUUGAUUUUUCCUCUGCAAAUUCAUUCAAAGGAUGAGUAACCAACCAGCAAAAGACGGUGCUGUUCCUCCACCCGUUUCAGAUAGCAAGGCUGCUGCAGCUGCUGCAGAGACAAAACCAAAGAAGAAGAUAUGUUGUGCUUGCCCUGACACCAAGAAGCUGAGAGAUGAGUGCAUCGUCGAGCAUGGUGAACCAGCUUGCGCUAAAUGGAUCGAAGCUCAUAAAAUGUGUCUCCGUGCUGAAGGUUUCAACGUCUGAAAAAGGCUUCUUUUUUUUCCUACUUAGAAUAUAUAAUUUGAUGGAUCAAAAGUAAUGAGAGCAGUUCAUUGCCCCCAAAGAACAAGAGAUUGAUUCAUCUUGAGGAUUUGUAUUUGGAUACAGAGUCCCCAUUUUGUUGUGGUUGAAAAUAAAAGUCCAAAGAAACUAAACAAGCA